CCUCUCUGGGCAAUCUGUUUAGAGCAGCGUGGGUGAGGUCUCUUUAAUAAGAACUUCCUUUGAGGAUUUAUUUAGAGAUUUAUUUUCCUCAGUCCUUCACCGAGAUUUUCAAGGUGGAAGGCGUGGCUCCUGGGAGGGCAAUCUGAGGCUGACUGCAGAGUAGCUGAACUGUCUCUGUUCUCUCCCAUAUUAGUUCCCAGUAGCCCUAUCUACGCAUUUGACAGCACUUUCAAUGCCUGGCUCUUCCUUAGUAGCGUUUAUAAUGGGAUAAAGAAAAAGUGCAUCCAACAGCCCUGCAUCUCUACCUGUCACUCUGAGACAACCACAGCGAUGCGUUCCUGUGAUCAAAGGCAAGAGAAGCAGUUCUCAAAGCUCAGCCAGGAGAGAACCUCCAGUGUUGACAAUGGCAACUCAUACAGCUGGGCACCAGUGUGGAAGGCCAACGAGAUGCAGUCCAUCCCCCAUGAAGUGAGCCAUAAACAGCGUCCAGCAGAAAGGCAAAGGGAGACAAAGAGCUUUUGGAUCAGGGAACAGCCCUGUGAGCAUUGUAAGGCUGAGAGGCUCCAGCAGUGGCUGCACCAGCACUUUAUUAAGCCUUCUGAGAAUUCUUCAUUAGAUAAGGACGUCUGGCAAGGUUAUCCAACGAGGAGAGUAGCUGCAGAGCUGAGUUCCUGAGUUCCUGUUCACCCAUGGCUUCGUUUCUGCUCCUACUGUGCAUUGUCUUCAUGUGAAACUUGCUGCAUCCUUAAUUUGCAUGAAGAACUGAAUCCAUAUGAAAUCACCACAUCUGAAGAUUGGAGAUGCUAGUUUCAAUAAAAAAUAUAUAUAAUAGAAUAUAUAACUUGUGAGCUGGAGCUCAUCCUUCAAAAUAACUGGUCUGUUCAAGUAUUUUUGAUAGGGUGAAAUCUUUCUGCUGUGGUAGGCUACUGGGGUAGGAGAAAAACCCAUGGCCAAGAAUCUACAGACUGAAUUGCCCUUCGCAUCAACCAUGAAGCUGAUUUUGAUCUUCAGUGCCCUCUUUGGGGCUGCCUUGUGCCUGGAAACUUUUGUUGGGCACCAGGUUCUCCGUAUCAAGACAAGAAAUGGGGAACAACUGAAGAAGCUACAGUUUUUGGAAACAUUGGAUCAUCUUGAGCUUGAUUUCUGGUUAAAUCCCUCCACCCCUGCCCUCCCUGUGGAUGUACGAAUCCCUGCUCACAGCCUCCAGGCAGUCAAAGUCUUCCUGGAGUCCCAUGGGAUUGAGUACUUAGUCCUGAUUGAAGACCUGCAGGUCGUUCUCGACAGAGAAAAGCAAGAUAUAGUUGCCAGUCAACAAAUGGAACGCAGCAGCAGCACUUUCAACUAUGGAACUUACCAUUCUUUAGCUUCUAUUUACCAAGAACUGGACAAUCUUGCAUCUGAGUAUGGCAGCAUUGUCAGUAAGAUCCAGAUUGGGGAAUCCUAUGAAAAUCGGCCGUUGUAUGCGCUCAAGUUCAGUGCUGGAAGAGGAAAGCGCCCUGCGAUCUGGCUCGAUGCUGGCAUCCAUUCCCGAGAGUGGGUUACCCAAGCGAGUGCAAUGUGGAUAGCUAGAAAGAUUGCCUCUGACUAUGGGAAUGAUCCAUCCAUCACCUCUCUGCUGAACAACCUGGACAUUUUCCUGCUGCCAGUCGCUAACCCUGAUGGAUAUGAAUUCACCCACACCACAAACCGCAUGUGGCGGAAGACCCGCUCCAAGAACUCAGGCAGUCUGUGUGUUGGAGUGGAUCCAAACAGGAACUGGGACGCAGGUUUUGGAGGUCCUGGAGCCAGUAGUAACCCCUGUUCUGACUCUUACCAUGGACCCAGUGCCAACUCAGAGGUGGAAGUUAAAUCAGUUGUGGAUUUUAUUACGAGUCACGGAAACAUCCAGGCCUUCCUCACCCUCCACAGCUACUCUCAGCUCCUGAUGUAUCCCUAUGGUUAUAAAUGCACUCCACCAGCAGACAACGCCGAGCUGAACACCAUAGCGAAAGCUGCUGCCAAUUCCAUCCAGUCCCUGUAUGGCACCACCUACACAGUGGGGAGCAUUUGCACUACUAUCUACCAAGCCAGCGGAGGCAGCAUUGACUGGAGCUAUGAUUAUGGCAUCAAAUACUCAUUUGCCUUCGAGCUGAGAGACACGGGUCGCUAUGGAUUCCUUCUUCCAGCUGCCCAAAUAAUCCCCACUGCUGAGGAGACCUGGCUGGGUCUGAAAACAAUCAUGGAAUAUGUACGAGACAACCCAUACUAAAAGCAGGGAUGGGAACC
Centrocercus urophasianus (Greater sage-grouse) is the source of this 2265-nucleotide messenger RNA. Its product is annotated as carboxypeptidase A2-like. The transcript has 12 exons. NCBI's taxonomy places the organism in Eukaryota, Metazoa, Chordata, Aves, Galliformes, Phasianidae. The record is from RefSeq and is a predicted model, not a curated record. Bases 947 to 2248 code for a protein of 433 amino acids. Gene Ontology annotation, biological process: proteolysis. Gene Ontology annotation, molecular function: metallocarboxypeptidase activity; zinc ion binding.